Molecule: messenger RNA, 679 nt
Organism: Linum tenue
Lineage: Eukaryota; Viridiplantae; Streptophyta; Magnoliopsida; Malpighiales; Linaceae
Source: the annotation of a GenBank genome assembly
UCUAGUUUGACCGCCGCUAGCCUACUCUCUUGCCUCUCUCACUCGUUUUUGCUUCCCCAACCCAGAAACCCUCUGGUUUCUCAUCCCACAAUCGCCGCCAUCUCUCUUCUCCCCUCUCUCCUCUCACUCUCGCUUUUAUCCCGAUCCUUCUCUCCUCUUCUCUCCGCCUCCUCUGAGACGAGAAGAAAGAAAAAAAAAACAAUACACUUCCUCUUCUAUUUCCAGAAAAACGAAUCACUAACCCUCUCCUCUACGCCGCCGUCCUCUCCUCUCGGCUAGCCAAGGAGACCGCUCGUAUCGAGCUAAAUCAACCUACAAGGUUUCGAUCUAGGCGGGACUCUCGCCUGUUCGCCUAGUAUCUCAACCCGACCUUCCUCACCAAAACGAAGGCGACGAGGGGUGACUCUUACCCUCUGGAAGGGAGAGGCGGCGGUGGCCGGCGGCGCGGCCUGCGCCAGAGCCGGCAGCGAGGGUUAAACCUAAGUUUUGGGAGUGGACAGAUUUGGGUUGCUUUUGCUGGUCUGGGCCUUCAAGUGGUGGACCAAGCUUGAUUCUUCACUUGUAGAUAGGAAAUGUUUUUUUCUUUCCAAUUUGUAUUUGAGGAUUGUUUGUGUAAAUUGAAAUUACAUUUGAUAAUUGUGACGAUCUUCUCAUUUGACAUUGAUAUUCUUCUUGACUU